Engraulis encrasicolus (European anchovy) is the source of this 3251-nucleotide messenger RNA. Its product is annotated as BLOC-2 complex member HPS6. NCBI's taxonomy places the organism in Eukaryota, Metazoa, Chordata, Actinopteri, Clupeiformes, Engraulidae. The record is from RefSeq and is a predicted model, not a curated record. The coding region runs from base 276 to 3197 and encodes 973 amino acids. Gene Ontology annotation, biological process: lysosome localization; protein localization to membrane; organelle organization. Gene Ontology annotation, cellular component: BLOC-2 complex; lysosomal membrane. The transcript has a single exon.
AUGUCAGGAGGGUAACAGAGGAAUAGCUCGCUAGCAAUCUUUUUCUUGAUAAAGUUAAAUAGUUUUCCACGAUUUGUGUUCGCUGUCAUGUGAAAUACAAAGAGCAUGGAUGUAUCAAGACUGACAAACAUCGGACGUCAUAUCUUUCGCGUGUGGAGUGUCCCUUCUCUGGUGAUGGAAGUCAUGUCAAGCUAAAAGGACUCAGGAAUUUGGAUUUGCCCUGUCUGCUAACUGUGUAGCUGUAACGUUACAACGCUUCCCCUGUCCCAGUUAAUAUGACGCGACUUGCCCUUGAUCAAGUGACAGAUUUCGGAGAUUUUACCAGAGGUAAAGAUUUGAAUGAGUUUUUAAAACAAACGUUUACAAACAAUUCUUCAAGGAAUGGUUUGUCCGAUAUCAGGGUCAGUCCUGAUGGACGCCACAUCCAUGUUAUUCUUCGUAAGCCGAAGAGUGGUCUCAUGACAUUUGACAAAUUCCAAAGACCACAUUUAAUACAGUGUCAGAAGUAUCUGGAUUUAUCAUUAACUAAAACCUCGCCGGUCGUUGACGUUGUGUAUCUGGAUAACAACAAAGAAAGUGGGGUAGCGGUUCUCACUGUGGUAUUCGAGAAUGGCAAGGCGGAAUUCUGGAAAUUUUGGGAGCGGAAAUCUGGCUGGCAUUUAAUACAAACUGUGGAUCUAUGCAACAGCCCCAGAGCCCGAGUGGUAUCUGUGUGCGUCAGUCUGAAUUUCAUUGCAUGGUGCGAGGAGAGGCCUCCGUCGGAAAACUCAUCAGUGCUCGGCCCCAAUCGCAAUAACUUCAGGUACUGCAUCUGUAAAAGAACCUUUGAAGUGGACGAAGGCGGUGUCAGCCUGGGAGGGGUUAAAAUUGCACUGCACAACAACCCCCGUUACACCGUCACCAGCUCGGGCGAGAACGUUUAUCUGUUUGCAGCUGACAACAAGGACAAUCAAUCUCCGGGGACGGUCAGUAAAUUUUUCCUGACGUGGUCACCCCAAAAUGACGUAUUCAGAGUCAGCUCCACCUGCGGUGGUGCCCUCCUGCAGAGGUCAUCUGUUCCCCACCGCGAGUCCGACUUCAAGGGCCUGGUCACCGACUGCAUAGGCGCGCUGUCCAACAUCAGCCCCCCCUCCGUCUGUGGCCAUGCCUCGGCGAGGAACAGCGGCGGCCUGCUCAUGCUCCUUAGCUCGGGCUGGGUGUGCGAGAUGCAGAAGGACGGCGUUCUCCGCCAUAUCUACAAGCUGCCGGACAACUGUCAGGCCAGCACCUGGACCCACACCAGCCUGAGCGUGUACCACGACGUGCUGGCGCUGACCGUGGGCAAGACGCUGUACCUGAUUGACACCAAGUGCGGCCGGGAGCUGGAGAAGAUCUCCCUGAAGGUGGAGAGCCUGCUGUUCGUCAACAGCCUGGAGAGCCACACCCCGCACCUGCUCUCCGACUCCGGCCUGUUCGUGGUGAUGCGCAGGGACACGGCGGCGGACCUCAAGAACAAGCCCUCCCCUUCCUCCUCCUCUUCCUCCCCCUCCACGCUGGUGAGUGCUGAUGCGGUGUUGGUGGAGGCCGUGUUCGAGGAGGCGUGCAAGUACUACCAGCAGAGGAGCCUGGGCAGCACCCAGCUCACUGCCGAGAAGCUGAAGAAAGGCGGCAUGUUCCAGGCGCCUCUCUCCCUCGCCUCCAUCCUCAGGGACUACCUCAGCGGCCAGAAGCCUGCUGACAUAGCCAAAGGCAUCAGCGGUGGCGGCAGCGGGGGCAACGACAAGCUGCUGUGCUCUCUGGAAGAGGAGCUGAAGAGCCUGGUGGGGCUGGAGGACACCAAGCUGACCCUGGUGAGGGCCUCGGAGAAGGACCUGGAGGACCUGGGCGAGAGCCUGGUGCAGCAGGAGGUGGGCAGGCUGCUGGGCUCCGAGGUGGACCGUGACAGCCUCAUCCAGCUCAACUUCAUCUUCCAGACGUUUCCGGAUGAGGCCUGGCGCGCGCUGCAGUCGGCGCUCCAGCUGCGCUGCAACGGCGAGGGCUCGCUCUGCUCCAAGGCGCCCGCGGAGGUCUGGAAGUCCAUCCUGGCGCCCAUCCCCAGCGUCACCAGCUUCCACCAGCAGCCCCACCACGCCCAUCACCACCACCACCACCACCAUGCUCACCACCACCACAACGGCCAACAGAGCAAGCAGCAGGCGGCGGCACCCCCGCCGGUCAACGUGGCCCUGCCCGUGUUCGAGCUCCUGUGCCACUCGGUGUUCCGCUUCCAGCCCGGCUGGCUGCCGCGCUUCCUGGAGCUGGCCCAGGACCAGGCCGGCUCCUCCUCGGCCGGCUCCUCUACCUGGAGCUACGGCGUGGUCAAGGAGACGCCCGACGACAGCCUGCCGCUGUACCGCCGGGCGCUGAGCAUCCUGCCCGACGCGGGCGGCGGGCACCAGUACCAGGACCUGGAGGUGGAGCUGCUGCUGUGCAGCCGGCGGCCCAACGCCGUCAUGCAGGCCCUGCGCAUCCUCAUGGGCACCGGCCAGUGGGAGAGGGCCACGCGCGUGGCCGAGCGCUUCUGCCGCCAGAGCCCGCUGCUCAACAAGGAGAUCUUCACCACGCUGCUGUGCGAGGUGGCUCACCACCGGCACCUGGACCCGUACCUGGAACUGCUGUGGGCGCUGUGCCCAGAGGACAUCACGGUGACGAGCAUACUGAACAUCGUGCUGAAGAACCUGCCGCCCACGCCCGUGCCCACGCCCUCCCCGUGCCCGUCGUCUGGUGCCGUCGGCUGCAUCGGCGGUGGGGUUUUUGGCAGCGGCGGCGUCAGCGCUGGUGGGUUUGGCAGCGGUAGUGGCAUCAGCGGUGGCGUGUGGGGUAUCGGCCAUAGCUCCCAUGGCAGCGGUAGCCCGCCCGCCGGCCCUUUCCCCAUUCACAGCAGCCAGCUGACCAUCGGGCUGCUGAAGCCGCUGCUGAACAAGGUGCUGCUGCGCGAGACCAAGCCCAGCCAGAGGUACGCCGACAUCCUGCAGUCGCCCACCUUCCCGCCGCCCACGCCCCCGCGGCAGGCCAAGGGGCUGCCCAGGCCGGCCACCGAACCCAUCUCCCUGCUGGACGCCCAGAAUCCAGCAGCAGCCCAGAUGAACCAGAACCAGCAGCAGCAGCUGGAGAAGAGCGGCUACACAAGGACUUCCUCUCCCUCCUCCAGGCCUCCAUCAUUUAUCAAUCCUGUUUAAUGUUGGGAUUUUUAUUGGUUUGUUUGUUUUUGCAGUUUUUUUAAAACCCUUUCA